CUGGGCGCGCGGCCGCGGCUCCGCCCCUCCGCGCUGGCCGCCGGGUCGCCGCCGGGCGUUGGCAGCUUCGGAGAGCCUUCCCGGCUCCGGGCGCCCGCGGGCAGGGCGCGGGGGCAGCGCCUCGCUCGGCUGCGGAGGCUGCGGGGCCACCGCUCCAGAUGCAGAAGCCAUGGAGUUGAGCUGCAGCGAAGUACCUCUUUACAACAAACCAGCUCUGACGCUCAUAUUUCAGCAAAUCAGCAAGCACCCAAACGUUGCUGUUGGAAAGACGGAUUCGUACUAGUUGAGCGCUCUCACGAGAAGUGAAGGGGCAGAUGACGGUGUGUGCGAAGUUCGACAAAAAUGUCUAUCUUCCUAAAGAUGCCGAGUUUUACUUUAUUUAUAACGGAUCUCAUCAGAGACACGUGGUGAUUGCCGAGCGCACGGAGGACAACGUUCUCCAGUCCAGCAUUCCAGGCCACGGGCUUCAGGAGAUGGUGACGGUGUCUGUGUGCCUCUGCUCAGAAGGUUACUCCCCGGUGACCAUGGGCUCCGGAUCCGUGACCUACGUGGACAACAUGGCCUGCAGGCUGGCCCGUCUGCUGGUCACCCAGGCCGAUCGCCUCACUGCCAGUAGCCAUCAGACCUUGCUGACCCCGUUUGCCCUGACGGUGGGAGCGCUGCCUGCUUUGGACGAGGAACUCGUGCAGGCGCUGACCCAUCUGGAGUUGCCUCUUGGGUGGACCGUCUUAGGACAUUCUUCACUUAAAGUUACUCUUCCCAGAGAGUCCCUCCUCCACCUGGCUGUGCGCUGGGGCCUGCCGAAGCUGUCCACGUUCCUCGUGUGUCUCCCGGGGGGCGUUCAGGCCUUGGCUUUACCCAAUGAAGAGGGUGCCACGCCAGUAGACUUAGCUUUAAGUGGUGGGCACUCCACGCUGGCUGACAGCAUCACAAAUUUCCAGGGCAGACGUUCCCCAGGCUUCUCCCGAGUGCAGCUCAGCGAAGAUGCCUUCCUGCAGUAUAUCCACGCGUCAGGAACGCUGACCCUGACGCUCCACCACACGGCCGAGCAUUUGUUGGAGGCAGACAUUAAACUCUUCAGGAAAUACUUUUGGGAUAGAGCCUUUCUCAUCAAGACUCUUGAAGAGCAAGAAACCAGGCCAGAGGAAAAAUCAGAUAUGCCUUCCAGUACUGCAGAAACCGAAGAAGAGGUUAAGAAUUUGGUGUCCAGUAGAUCUUCACCUGAACAGGAGGAUGGAAAGGGCGUGAAAAGCCUGGUGGUUCAACGGAAUGAGCAUGAAGACCAGGACAGUCUAGAUUUGGAUCGCUCCUGUGAUGUCCUCAGAAAAUCCAAGCAGCCCCCCACGUUCCACGCUGCCGGUGGGCUUUCUGACAUGCUGAACGGUGGCGAUGAAGUCUAUGCUAACUGUAUGGCGAUAGAUCAGGUUGGUGAUUUGGAUAUUAACUAUAUAAACCUAGAGGGAGUCACUACACACACCUGCCCUGAGUCCAUGGAUUCUACUCUGACACCUCAGAGCGGCAAGCAUAUCCUUUCUACCGAAACCAGCCCUGGCAGGCACCCGCUCCAUGAGAACAAGGAAGUGACAUCAAAUACUGAAGCCCAACAGUCCUUCACAUCGCCAUCUAGUUCAUGUGCUUCCAACUUAAAUCUUUCUUUUGGUCUUCAUGGAUUUGAAAAGGAACAAAGUCAUCUAAAGAAAAGAAGAGAUCACAGGUUGGAAGACAAACUCAGAGGCACAAGAUAUCAGCAAACCUUUGACCUCCUACCCCACCCCAGAUCUCUUUCUACCCUCAGUUCCAGCCUCGAUGCCCUGGAUGCGGACAGUGAGGGGGAAGGGCCUGCGGAGCAGGCACACCUGUGCUACAUGCCCGUGUCGCAGACUUCCUCCAGAACCGGGAUUCCCAGUGGGGAUGAAUUAGACUCUUUUGAGACCAACACUGAACCAGAUUUUAACAUCUCCAGGACUGAGUCACUUUCUCUAUCAAGUAACCUUCAGUCAAAGGAAUCACUACUUUCUGGAGUCCGCUCACGUUCUUAUUCCUGCUCAUCACCCAAAAUUUCUUUAGGAAAAUCUCGGUUGGUGCGUGAUUUUACAGUGUGCAAUGCAAGUGAAGAUGGUGUGCUCCACAGUGGCCGCUCCCUCCAUCAGUCUCUCUCACUGUCUAAAUCAGUGGCUCUGCUCCAUCCCUGUAAGCAAAGAGCGUACAGUUUACCAGAGCCGCCAGAAGAAAAAAGAAUUCCGGAAGAAGAAUGGGAUAAAUACAUCAUACCUGCCAAAUCGGAUUCUGAAAAGUACAAAGUGAGCCGAACUUUCAGCUUCAUCAUGAAUCGGAUGACUAGCCCUCGGAAUAAAUCUAAGACAAAAAGCAAGGAUGCCAAAGACAAAGAGAAGCUGAGUCGACAUCAAUUUGUCCCUGGAACUUCCUCUGGAGUUCUACAGUGUUUGGUUUGUGAUAAAACGCUCCUGGGGAAGGAGUCGUUUCAGUGUUCCAGCUGUACUGCAAAUGUACAUAAAGGUUGUAAAGAUGCUGCACCUCCAUGUCCCAAGAAAUUCCAAGAGAAAUAUAACAAGAACAAACCACAGACCAUCCUUGGAAAUUCUUCAUUUAGAGACGUCCCCCUGGCUGGUCUCUCCUUGCACCCUUCUUCCUCCAUGCCCAUCGGAUUGCCGGCCGGGAGGAAAGACACCACGGGGCAGGCCCAUCCGUUGUCCAGAAGUGUUCCCGGCACCACCUUGGACAGGAGGCCAGGCACAUCCUUGGAGUCCGAGGGUGACGGGAACGCCUGGAGAAGCAGGUCUCAUUCCGAUGAGCUCUUACAGUCCAUGGGCUCAUCCCCCUCCACGGAUUCUUUCUUAAUGGAAGAUGUCGUGGAUUCUUCUCUGUGGAGUGACCUCAGCAGUGAUGCCCAGGAGUUUGAAGCCGAGUCGUGGAGUCUUGUGGUGGACCCCUCGUUUUGCAGCAGGCAGGAGAAGGAUGUCAUCAAAAGACAGGAUGUCAUUUUUGAGCUAAUGCAAACGGAAAUGCAUCACAUCCAGACCCUCUUCAUCAUGUCUGAGAUCUUCAGGAAAGGGAUGAAGGAGGAGCUGCAGCUGGACCACAGCACUGUGGAUAAAAUCUUCCCCUGCUUGGAUGAGUUACUUGAAAUUCAUAGGCAUUUCUUCUAUAGCAUGAAGGAGCGGAGGCAGGAAUCCUGUGCUGACAAUGACAGGAAUUUCAUCAUUAACCGAAUUGGAGAUAUUCUAGUCCAACAGUUUUCAGAAGAAAAUGCAAAUACAAUGAAGAAAAUAUAUGGAGAAUUCUGUAGCCAUCACAAAGAAGCUGUCAGCCUAUUUAAAGAACUCCAGCAAAAUAAAAAGUUUCAGAAUUUUAUUAAGCUCCGAAAUAGUAAUCUUUUGGCUCGACGCCGAGGAAUUCCAGAAUGCAUCCUGCUAGUCACUCAGCGCAUCACCAAGUACCCCGUGUUAGUGGAGAGGAUAUUGCAGUACACAAAGGAAAACACAGAAGAACAUAAAGACUUAUGCAAAGCUCUUUGCCUAAUAAGAGACAUGAUUGCAGCAGUGGAUUUAAAAGUCAGCGAAUAUGAGAAAAACCAAAAAUGGCUCGAGAUCCUAAGUAAGAUCGAAAACAAAACAUAUACCAAGCUCAAAAACGGCGAUGUGUUUAGGAAGCAGGCACUGAUAAGCAAAGAGAGGACUUUAUUACAUGACGGCCUUGUUUUUUGGAAAACUGCUACGGGCCGUUUCAAAGAUAUCCUAGCGCUACUUCUAACUGAUGUGCUGCUCUUUUUACAAGAAAAAGACCAGAAAUACAUCUUUGCAGCUGUUGAUCAGAAGCCAUCCGUUAUUUCCCUUCAGAAGCUUAUCGCCCGAGAAGUUGCUAAUGAGGAGAGAGGAAUGUUUCUGAUCAGCGCUUCUUCUGCUGGCCCUGAGAUGUAUGAGAUUCACACCAACUCCAAGGAGGAGCGAAAUAACUGGAUGAGACGGAUCCAGCAGGCAGUCGAGAGUUGCCCAGAAGAAGAAGAAGGCAGGACAAGUGAGUCUGAUGAAGAGAAGCGGAAAGCUGAAGCAAGAGUGGCCAAAAUUCAGCAAUGUCAAGAACUACUCUGUAAUCAAGACCAGCAAAUCUGUACGUAUCUGGAGGAGAAGCUGCAUAUCUACGCUGAGUUGGGAGAACUGAGUGGAUUUGAGGAUGUCCACCUGGAGCCCCACCUCCUCAUCAAACCGGACCCCGGCGAGCCUCCCCAGGCGGCCUCCUUGCUGGCAGCAGCACUGAAAGAAGCUGAGAGCCUGCAGGUCGCAGUGAAGGCCUCCCAGACGGGCGAUGCCUGUCAGUCCCCUGAGGAAGGGUGUGCAGAAGCUGCCUUGCCCGAUGUGCCCAGUUGUGACGCGCCAGGACCGCCUACUGCUUCACUAGUCACAGAAGGGACAGGAGGAAGAGGCUGUUGGGAUGUGGACCCCGGGACCCAGGGUGUGGGAGCCGACUUGGCGGCCUCCGAUGCAGGGGAGAAGGAGGAAUAUAGAAGUUUUCCAGGUUCCUCUCAGUCAGAGAUUAUACAAGCGAUACAGAAUUUAACCCGUCUCUUAUACAGCCUUCAGGCCGCCUUGACCAUCCAGGACAGCCACAUCGAGAUCCACAGGCUGCUUCUCCAGCCGCAGGACAGCUCGUCCCCGGGCCCCUCCUUCCGAGGCAGCCCCUUCCAGGACCCGGACAAGCACCGCAGCCUGGAGAAGCGGCGAGAGGAGCUGGCCGACAUCCCCAAGCUGCAGCGCCAGUUCCAGCAGGACCAGCGGCGCUGGCAGCGCAGGUGCGACCAGCAGCGGCGGGAGCAGGAGGCCCGGGAGAGCUGGCUGCAGGAGCGCGAGCGGGAGUGCCAGUCGCAGGAGGAGCAGCUGCGCAGGAGCCGCGGGGAGCUGGACCUGCAGCUGCAGGAGUACCUGCAGAACCUGGAGCAGCUGAGGGCGGGCCAGCGCCUGGUGGAGAGGGAGAGGGGCAGGAUGCGCGCCCAGCAGAGCCUGCUGGGCGGCUGGAAGCACAGCCGGCAGAGCAGCCUUCCCGCGGCCUUCUCUCCAGGAAGCCAGGAGGUAAUGGAACUUAAUCGAUCUGAGAGUUUACAUUAUGAAAAUUCAGUCUUCAUCAACGAUGCUUUAGUACAAAUGUCAUUUAACACUUUCGACAAACCAACUCCACCAGCCAUCCACCAGGACGCCACUUGUCCCCCCAGUAUAUCUAACUCUGACUCGGAAAGGACUAGUGAAAAUCAAGUAGACCUCAAGACAGGUGUUUCUCAGCCCACAGGUGAAAACCAUGAACUAUGGACAGCCGCUGAGUCCUGUCAGCAGACAGCCCCCCUCCACCAAAGCAGCGAGGAUUCUUGUCAAAAUGAUUUGGACAUCUCUGAGGCUGAGUUCCCAACCCCCCCUGACUCAAACCCACCUGGCCCUGAGCUGCAGACAUUUAUAGCAGAAGCAAAGCUAAAUCUACAGACACUGACCAGGCAAGAUGGGGAAACUGGAGAUGGAGCCGAAGAAAAUAUUGUUUACCUCUAA
Messenger RNA from Myotis myotis, 5549 nucleotides. It is a transcript of the gene ARHGEF28, whose product is annotated as Rho guanine nucleotide exchange factor 28. The record is from RefSeq and is a predicted model, not a curated record. NCBI's taxonomy places the organism in Eukaryota, Metazoa, Chordata, Mammalia, Chiroptera, Vespertilionidae. The transcript is spliced from 39 exons. The coding region runs from base 315 to 5549 and encodes 1744 amino acids. Gene Ontology annotation, molecular function: guanyl-nucleotide exchange factor activity. Gene Ontology annotation, biological process: cell morphogenesis; regulation of Rho protein signal transduction.